Molecule: messenger RNA, 4115 nt
Organism: Tupaia belangeri chinensis (Chinese tree shrew)
Lineage: Eukaryota; Metazoa; Chordata; Mammalia; Scandentia; Tupaiidae
Gene: TRIL
Product: TLR4 interactor with leucine rich repeats
Cellular component (GO): extracellular matrix
Molecular function (GO): protein binding
Source: RefSeq, a predicted model, not a curated record
CUUGCAGCUGGGGGAAUCCGCUCGGCGGGGAGAAUCCGCGCCAGGGAAUCCAGCUCUCCGGCCUCGGCUGCAAACAAAAAGCUCCAGGUCUUGUUCCCUCCUCCCAUCCCCCGACGAGCACCCGGAGAAACAGUUUUCUGCAGAAAUGCAACAAGUAGCAACUCGGGCUUGCAGAGCGCCUUGCGCUGCCUGACUUGGCCAGGCGAAGCACGCCUGCAGAGACCAGGGCCAGCCACCGGACAAAGGGCGGAGGAGGGGCUGGACGGCGCAGCGAAGUUCGAAAGAGGCCAUUUAGCUACUCUGUCCAGGCCAAAGGGAAUGCAGAGGAGACACAGAGCCGGCGGGCCAAGAGGACGAUCCGGCCGCAGCACGCAAGGCAAGCGGCGAUGGAGGCUGCCCGCGCCGUCCGCUUCCUGCUCGUGGUGUGCUGCUGUCUCGCGUUCCUGCCGCGGGCCCAGCCCGUGUGCCCAGAGCGCUGCGACUGCCAGCACCCCCAGCACCUCCUGUGCACCAACCGCGGUCUCCGCGCCGUGCCCAAGACCAGCUUGUUGCCGAGCCCCCAGGACGUGCUCACCUACAGCCUCGGAGGCAACUUCAUAACCAACAUCACGGCCUUCGAUUUCCAUCGCCUGGGUCAGCUCAGACGGCUGGACUUGCAGUACAACCAGAUCCGUUCUCUGCACCCUAAGACCUUCGAGAAGCUCUCGCGGCUGGAGGAGCUCUAUCUGGGGAACAACCUCCUGGAGGCACUCUCCCCGGGCACGCUGGCCCCUCUGCGAAAACUGCGCAUCCUCUACGCCAAUGGGAACGAGAUUGGCCGCCUGAGCCGCGGUUCCUUUGAGGGCCUGGAGAGUCUGGUCAAACUGCGGCUGGACGGGAACGCCCUGGGGGCGCUGCCGGACGCGGUCUUCGCCCCCUUGGGCAACCUGCUUUACCUCCAUCUGGAGUCCAACCGCAUCCGCUUUCUGGGCAAGAAUGCCUUCGCCCAGCUGGGCAAGCUGCGCUUCCUUAACCUCUCUGCCAACGAGCUGCAGCCCUCCCUGCGCCACGCGGCCACCUUCGCACCGCUGCGCUCCCUUUCCACCCUCAUCCUCUCUGCCAACAGCCUGCAGCACCUGGGGCCGCGCGUCUUCCAGCACCUGCCACGCCUCGGCCUGCUUUCACUCAGGGGCAACCAGCUCACGCACCUAGCACCGGACGCCUUUUGGGGACUGGAGGCCCUGCGUGAGCUGCGUCUGGAGGGCAACCAGUUGAGCCAGCUGCCGGUGGCGCUGCUGGAGCCUCUGCACAGCCUAGAGGCGCUGGACCUGAGCGGCAACGAGCUGUCCGCCCUGCACCCAGCCACGUUUGGCCACCUGGGUCGGCUGCGCGAGCUCAGCCUGCGCGACAACGCUCUGAGCGUCCUCUCUGGGGACAUCUUCUCCGCCAGCCCGGCCCUCUACCGGCUGGAUCUAGACGGCAACGGCUGGACCUGCGACUGCAGGCUGCGAGGCCUGAAGCGCUGGAUGGGCGACUGGCACUCGCAGGGCCGGCUUCUCACGGUCUUCGUGCAGUGUCGCCACCCCCCGGGCAAGUACCUGGAUUCCCUGGAUGACCAGCAGCUACAGAACGGGUCUUGUUCCGAUGUUUUGCCCUCAGCUUACCCGACCGCCGACGUAAGGCUGUGGCCGCUACCCACCUCCACCGGGGAGAGAAUGACGCCCCCUGCAGGUGGUCUCGCGGAGGAACUGCCGCCACAGCCACAGCCCCAGCAGCGGGGGCGAUUUCUAACUGGACUGACCUGGGAUGGGGCAGCCAGGGAGCUCGUGGGCAACCGCAGCGCUUUAAGGCUGAGUCGACGGGGCCCAGGCCUCCAGCAACCCAGCCCCUCUGUCGCUGCUGCCUUGGGCUUGGCUCCACAUCCUAUGGACCUGCAAGGGAAGUCUGAAAGAGGUCGUCCGACCUGGGCCAAUCCUGCCCACAUGGAGCCCACCCCGACAGCGACGCUGGGCUCGGAUCCGCAGCCACUGGGCGACCCCUGGCAGCGUGCAGCAAGGCAGGGGCUGGCCGCCGAGCAGCAGGAGCGCGCCGCCCAGUCUGACGGCGGGGUCAGCUUGGCGCCGCUGGUGUCAGACCCCUGCGACUUCAACAAAUUCAUCUUGUGCAACCUGACGGUGGAAGCUGUGGGCUCCGACAGCGCCUCGGUGCGCUGGGCGGUGCGUGAGCACCGCAGCCCCAGGCCGCUGGGAGGCGCGCGCUUCCGCCUGCUCUUUGACCGCUUUGGCCAGCAGCCCAAGUUCCACCGCUUCGUCUAUUUGCCGGAGCGCAGCGAAUCAGCCACACUGCGAGAGUUGCGCGGGGACACCCCCUACCUGGUGUGCGUGGAGAGCGUGCUCGGGGGCCGGGUCUGCCCCGUGGCCCCCCGGGACCACUGCGCAGGGCUGGUCACUCUGCCCGAGACUGGGAACCGGGACGGCGUCGACUAUCAGCUGCUGACCUUGGCCUUGCUGGCGGUCAAUGCGCUGCUGGUGCUCCUGGCCUUGGCUGCUUGGGCGUCGCGCUGGCUGCGGAGGAAGCUGCGGGCCAGGAGGAAGGGCGGGGCUCCUGUCCAUGUCCGCCACAUGUACUCCACCCGACGGCCCCUGCGCUCCAUGGGCACCGGUGUGUCCGCUGACUUCUCGGGGUUCCAGUCUCACCGGCCGCGCACCACCGUGUGCGCGCUUAGCGAGGCCGACCUCAUUGAGUUCCCCUGCGACCGCUUCAUGGACAGCGCGGGUGGCGGUGCAGGGGGCAGCUUGAGACGGGAGGACCAUCUCCUGCAGCGAUUUGCUGACUAGGUUCAGGACCUCCAGGCGUGUGGAAGGCAUGUCAUUGGUCUUGAGGAGUCACCUCUUCGUGGGGUCCCUCCAGGGAAGGCCCUAACUUGUCAGACCGCCUUUCCCCAUUUUGUGCACUUGCCAGUGAGGGCAAAGGGGACAGACGACCAAUUCGGGCAUCAUUCUCCAAUUUCCAGUACUCAAGGAGUAAAUAGAUGGGUCCUUGGCGGUCAGGGCCAAGUAGGGGAAAAAUGGAUGGAGAGUUGAAAAGGUUUCUGAAUGCAGAGUCCUUGCCACAGCUAUGGAAAUGGCGUUUGUAGCACUGCGGUGCCAUGGUCUGGGCUCUUUGUGUUAGGAAAGGGUGUUUAUACCCGCAGCAAGGCCAGCAAGAGACUUGGUGCGUGCUUUUUGUUUGCUCAGUGUCAAAAGAGAAGUUUUGUUUCUAUUUAAGGAAUAAGGAACUUACUACCAUUACAAAGAAAGAUUGGCAACUCACUCCAUGGGCUGUUGGUUCUGGCAAGAAUGAUGUCAACAGGUGGUAAACUUUACCACACUCACCAAGCAAGUUGUUAAUGUUGGCUGAUUGAGCAUUCAGGUUACCUUCGCAUUUAAAUAUUAGAAGACAGUUUUUUUUUUUUUUCAACAAUGUGAAGAGCUCAGACAUUUAACAAACUGACAAACUCAAGGACUAUUUUAGUUAGACUGAACUAAUUAGUUUAACUAUUUUGCUUUUAACCUUAACAGGACAAGAAUGUUUGCUGACGUUGAGAAUAACUAAGAUGACAUACUUUCUCAGGAGAAGGCUGCAUGCAAGACUUCUCUGUCAGGGUUGCUCCUGUGGCUAAUUUUUAAUUUUAUUAUUUUUUAAAAACCUAUAAAUGGAAAAGGAAAUUUCAGUGCCACAUUUGAUAAAAGAAUGUAAUGUAUAUGUAACCGAUGAACCCCUAGGGAACUCCAGGGUUCCAGUUCACUGACCACAUCUUUGACAGUGUCAAGAUUGGAAUAAAUGCAUUGUGGUACUUCUCACAUUUUCAUCACUGACACAAUUGACCAUACUCUAAUUGUGUUGCACAGUUAGGCCAUAAAGGUAAUUUCCUAACAGGGAAGCAGAAGGUGAUUGUCAAUUGAUAGUGAAGUGUUGAUCACAUUAACGUCUUUCUUUAUAUGAAACAGUGAAAGGGAAGAAAUUAGGGAAAACAAAUGUGAAAAAAGUACAUCAGUGGGUGUCUUUCUACUAAAACCAGAAGAUUGUUGAGUACUUAAACCUCACUGUGAAAUAAUUAUUUUGCAAAUUAAUCCUCCCACUACCCAGUGUUUUAC